GUUCAGAGCGAUCGUGCUGGAGCGGCGGCGGGAGCGGAGCGGGACCGGGGAUCGCGAUAGCGCCGCGAUAGCUCCGCGAUAUCCCCGCGGUAGCCGCGCUCGGGAUUAUUGCUCUUGGAGUUUGCCUUCUUCUCCUGCGGAUUACAAUUGCACCAUGACCCUGGAGGAGCUGGUGCCUUGCGAUAGCAGCAAGAUGCAGGCGGUGAGCGAGGCGGUGGAGCGGGUGCUGGUGGCGGCGCAGCGGCAGGACCGCCUCACCGUGGGGGUCUACGAGUCGGCCAAGCUGAUGAAUGUGGACCCCGACAGCGUGGUGCUGUGCGUGCUGGCCACCGACGAGGAGGACGAAGGCGACAUCGCCCUGCAGAUCCACUUCACGCUCAUCCAGGCGUUCUGCUGCGACAACGACAUCCACAUCCUGCGCGUGUCGGGCAUGCAGCGCCUCGCCGCCAUCCUGGGCGAGCCCGAGGCGGACUCCGAGCCCCGCGACCUGCACUGCCUGCUGGUCACGAAUUCGCACACGGACGCGUGGAAGAGUCAGGGCUUGGCGGAGGUGGCGAGUUACUGCGCCGAGAGUCGCGACAGGAACCAGUGGGUGCCGUUCGUGUGUCUGCAGGAGCGCUGAGCCCCUCCCGGCCCCUGCCCGGCCUGGACUACGAGGAUUGGAAACCUUAAAAAAAAACAAAAACCAAAACAAAACAACCCAACAAAAAAACAGCAGGGGGAAAAAAAAGAAAAAAAAAAGGAGGAGAAACAGCCAGUUCUAACCCACAACGCCCAAAACCCACCGAUUUUAUUUUUCUUUUGAACCGGAGAGGAGGAAGGGGGAGCGCGGCUGCUGCGGUGGGAAUGGAGGGGGACGCUGGCCGGAGCCCGGCGGGGGACACUGGAUGGACGCUGGCCGCAGCCCGGGUGGACACUGGACACUGGCCGGAGCCCGGGUGGACGCUGGACACUGGCCGGAGCCCGGGUGGACGCUGGACGCUGGCCGGAGCCCGGGUGGACGCUGGCCGGAGCCGCCGGCCGAGGAGCUGUGCUGGAGCGUGGACCGGAGCCGGGGAGCCCCGGGCGGGCGCUGCGGAGCGCGGGGAGUGACCCCGGAGCUGGAAACUGUCGCGAUUUUUGGCAGCUGGGACCCGAUGGAGGCGAGGAUUGCAGAGGGCUGGAUUUUUAAUUUUUUUUUUUUUAUGCAAAAAACUGCUUUUUUCAAGGAAUUAUGGACGUCUGCACGGAUGGACCUGCACCCCCCGGGUGCUGCUUUUGCACUUGGAGACCCUGAGCAGAACCUUUUCCAGAGUUUAUUCUUCUACCGAGCGAGGAACUGAAUUUAUUUGCAAUAAAAUGUCUGACGUUA
Molecule: messenger RNA, 1351 nt
Organism: Pyrgilauda ruficollis (rufous-necked snowfinch)
Lineage: Eukaryota; Metazoa; Chordata; Aves; Passeriformes; Passeridae
Gene: GADD45B
Product: growth arrest and DNA damage inducible beta
Exons: 4
Coding region: 155-622 (155 amino acids)
Biological process (GO): regulation of cell cycle
Cellular component (GO): nucleus; cytoplasm
Source: RefSeq, a predicted model, not a curated record